This is a messenger RNA of Trifolium pratense (red clover), 1306 nucleotides long. Its product is annotated as coenzyme Q-binding protein COQ10 homolog, mitochondrial. Gene Ontology annotation, molecular function: ubiquinone binding. Lineage: Eukaryota; Viridiplantae; Streptophyta; Magnoliopsida; Fabales; Fabaceae. The transcript has 4 exons. The coding region runs from base 328 to 1083 and encodes 251 amino acids. Gene Ontology annotation, biological process: ubiquinone biosynthetic process; cellular respiration. The record is from RefSeq and is a predicted model, not a curated record.
AAACAAGCACGUGUCUUCAAAUCCUUCAAAAAAAAAAUUAACGAACCACACCACCAAAUCUCUUCUUAGCUUCAAUUUUCUACCCAAAAAUUCUGCAAACCCAUUCAAUUCCGCGUUUCCUUUCAUUACCAAAAAAACAUUUUUUUCCCUAUUCAACUUUUUUUCAUACCCUAGGGUUUCACAUUCAUUCAUUCAUUCGAUUCGAUUUUUUCAUGCAAUUCUAGCUUCACUCGCAUCGUAAUUUCAAAACCUUCAUCAUUCUGAUUUUCUCACGUUCGAAAAAUUCAAUCAGGUUAAAAAUCCCCAAAUUUUUUUCCCUUGUUGACAAUGCCGCCAUUUUUAUCGACCUCAAAGGCACUUCGCACCUUAGCGACACGCAAAAGUGGAUUCAAUCAAUUGAUUAGGUCUAGCAAAAAUAACGAGAAUUUGGAAGUAUGUCGAUGCUUUUCAACCAUUGCAUUCAAACCUACCCAUCAGAUUCAUCCCUUUGAUUCUCGCAUUGGGUUUUCACCUUUUACGAGAAAUUUUGUUAAUAGCAGCUAUAAGAAUAUCCAAUGGAGACAGUUUAUGGGAUGUGGAGAUGGUGUUGAAAAUGUUCUGUCCAAAACUUAUGAGGAAAAGCGCGUUUUGGGGUACUCUCCGGAGCAAUUAUUUGAUGUUGUUGCGGCUGUUGAUUUUUAUCAUGGUUUUGUCCCGUGGUGUCAAAGGUCAGAGAUAGUUAAACGUAAUCCAGAUGGAUCAUUUGAUGCUGAGUUGGAGAUUGGAUUUAAGUUUCUAGUUGAAAGUUAUGUUUCUCAUGUUGAAUUAGACAGACCAAAGCGAAUAAAGACAACUGUGUCACAGAGUACCCUAUUUGACCAUUUGAUAAACAUAUGGGAAUUUAGUCCUGGCCCGGUUCCAGGAACUUGCAAUCUCUAUUUUUUGGUGGACUUCAAGUUUCAGUCUCCACUUUACUCACAGAUUGCAUCAAUGUUCUUUAAGGAGGUGGCCUCUAGGAUGGUUAGUUCAUUUACUGAGCGUUGCCGCAUGAUAUAUGGACCAGAAGUGCGAGUGCUUGAGAACUCAUAUGGACAUAGGUCAUAGAGUUUUUUCUUCUCUGCAAUUAGUUUCUUGUCUUGAACAUAGAUAAGGUUGAUUUACGGUUUCUGCAUUAAUUGGGCGGGUUUUUUAUGGUUUGCCCGCACAAUACUGAAUGCUUAAUCAUUUCUCUAUGAAUUCCUUAGUGAUCUUUGUAAUUUACUUAGAAGGAUUCUACAAUAUACUGUGUACAAUCUUGAAAGAUAUCAAAUUAACAUUAUUUUUUACA